UAAAAGCGAAAGGAAAAACAAACGCACCGUCAUCUGCGAAGACUCCGAAGGCCAAACCCCAGACUCAGCGACAGAGAGCAGCCAGCAGCCUCCUCCUCCUCCGCCGCCGCCCAUGUCAGGAGGAGGGAUCGCCCGCGGCCGCCUCGCGGAGGAGCGCAAGGCCUGGCGCAAGAACCACCCCCAUGGAUUCGUCGCGAAGCCGGAGACGAUGGCCGACGGGUCGGUGAAUCUCAUGAUCUGGAACUGCACCAUCCCCGGAAAGCAGGGGACUGAUUGGGAAAGUGGAUACUACCCACUUACCCUCCAUUUCAGUGAGGACUACCCUAGUAAACCUCCCAAAUGCAAGUUCCCGCAGGGUUUUUUCCACCCAAAUGUCUAUCCUUCAGGGACGGUCUGCCUCUCGAUUCUUAAUGAGGAUAGCGGUUGGAGACCUGCCAUCACUGUUAAGCAGAUCCUAGUUGGAAUACAGGAUUUGCUUGAUCAACCUAAUCCAGCUGAUCCUGCCCAGACUGAUGGUUAUCACCUCUUUAUCCAGGAUCCAGCAGAGUAUAGGAGGCGUAUUCGGCUGCAGGCUAAGCAGUACCCUGCUCUGGUUUGAGGAUCCGCGUAGCAGUCUAAAAUCAUAAAUUACCGCACCUGAAAAUAUGAAGUUUGACUAAUUAUAGCCCAAAGCGGGGUAUUGUGGGGAGCUUUCUAUUGUGACCGUGGACAUUUGUGACAUGUGGUCCGGUGUUGACCAAACAAAAAUCAGGUCCUCCAGCUUGAAUGAUGGAUGUAUGGAUACUUUUGAACUUAA
Molecule: messenger RNA, 796 nt
Organism: Hordeum vulgare subsp. vulgare (domesticated barley)
Lineage: Eukaryota; Viridiplantae; Streptophyta; Magnoliopsida; Poales; Poaceae
Product: SUMO-conjugating enzyme SCE1
Exons: 5
Coding region: 113-598 (161 amino acids)
Biological process (GO): protein sumoylation
Cellular component (GO): nucleus
Molecular function (GO): SUMO conjugating enzyme activity
Source: RefSeq, a predicted model, not a curated record